Molecule: messenger RNA, 3344 nt
Organism: Mauremys reevesii (Reeves's turtle)
Lineage: Eukaryota; Metazoa; Chordata; Testudines; Geoemydidae
Gene: MFAP3L
Product: microfibril associated protein 3 like
Exons: 4
Coding region: 797-1942 (381 amino acids)
Source: RefSeq, a predicted model, not a curated record
UCCGUUUUGUGACCUUCAGCGUGGAGAGGGUAAGGAAAGAAGCUGCACCAACCUUGGGCAGCUCAUUGAAUUUUCACAGCAGCCUGGCUCUAGCUCGAGCAUGCUCAGUGCAGCGCUGACCUACUUUUGCGUGCCGAAGUGUGGAGAGCGCUGGCUGCCGUUCCGCUGACUGAGAAGGAGCCGCCGGCGCUGCUGCUGUCUUCUGGGGUCGCGCUUGGAAUGUUGCGGCACCCCAACGUUCCACAGCCGAACGUCUGGACACCGCCGUGUCGCUCCCUCGAGCGCAGCCCGGGUUGCUGAGGCAGGCGGUUGCUUGCAACACGCUACGUAGGGAGCACGGAUUACAGCCGCAGCGACGGGGCCACCUCUGUGAGCAUUUCUGUCGGGCUUCGGUUCAGUUUCUUGUCUGCUUUCCAUCGCGGUGAAGGCGAAAGGCUCUGUGGCAACCUGAGGCGCAGCAUUUAAGUAGGAGAGCAUCGUGGGGAGCAGAGAUCUCGGGCCCAGGCGAUCGCACUGAAAAGCUAAGUGGCCAAGAGGAGGGCUGGCUCACCUAGGAGCUAGGCAUCGGGCUUGAGUUUAGGUGAUUGCUGAGGAUUAGUUUGUAUGUAGAAUCUUCAGACUAAAACUGCAACUGCUGCUACAGCUAAAUUGCUGCUACGUGUCCAGGAUUUUUUUCUUAAAUGUAAAUCUUCAUGGAUCAAGGUAAAACUUUCCUGUGAUUUGCUCAGCUUAGAAGGCUGCAUUCAAUAGACAAUUUCCUAUCCCAGCUCUCUUCUGAACAGCCUACUGAAGAAAGAUGAACAUGCUGAACAGCCACCACUUUUUGAACUUCUUGCAUACCACACGCCUUUUCAUCUUACUAGCAGCUUUGACAGCUGCUGAGGAUGUGACUAGUAGCACUUUAAAUCACACUGACAUGAACUUGGGAUCUGUACCUGUGAUUAUCUCCAUCGUUGAUCAUAUUACAGUCAAGGAAGGGAAUAGUGCCUUGAUUGACUGCAAUGUCCAAGGAAAUCCUGCUCCACGUUACAAAUGGUACAAUUCCAAUGGUUGUUUGCUGAAGGAAGAAGAGAACAGUGGAAAAUGGUGGUUUCUUGACAGUGGGCUACUGAACAUUACCAGCGUGUCUUUUGAUGAUAGAGGUAAAUACACUUGUGUUGCUUCUAACAUGUAUGGCACUGUGAAUAAUACUGUGACUCUGAGGGUCGUCUUUACCUCCGGAGAUAUGGGGAUCUAUUACAUGAUUGUCUGCCUCGUAGCUUUUACCAUUGUUAUGAUCUUGAACAUUACCAGGCUGUGUAUGAUGAGCAGCCAUCUGAAGAAAACGGAGAAAGCAAUCAACGAGUUUUUCAGAACAGAAGGAGCAGAGAAACUACAAAAAGCCUUUGAGAUUGCUAAGCGUAUCCCAAUCAUCACCUCAGCCAAAACUCUUGAGCUUGCCAAAGUAACCCAGUUCAAGACCAUGGAAUUUGCUCGCUACAUUGAGGAACUUGCCCGAAGUGUUCCUCUGCCACCUCUCAUCAUGAACUGCAGGACUAUAAUGGAAGAAAUCAUGGAGGUGGUUGGCUUGGAAGAACAGGGACAGAAUUUUGUACGGCAAGCAGCAGAAGGCCAGGAGACUACUGAUGGAGAUGAUAUGUUUAUGAUUCCUAAUGCACUAAAGCGCAGCGACUCUCCCACAGCUGACUCUGAGGCAUCAUCACUGCAUGAAUCACCACAGCAGAUUGCGAUAAAAGUGUCAGUUCAUCAGCUGUCCAAAAAGGACUGUAUAGAUGACCAGUCACAAGACAGUGUGCAAUUAGAAAUUAAGGAAGAAGAGAUUCCUCAAACACCAGCAUCUCCUACUGACCCAAUUCCUGAUCCUUCUACUGAACUAAACUCCAAUGAUAUAGCAUUGGCAACUGACAAAAAUACAUGUUUUAUUUAUGAAAGCCAUGUGUGAUAAUUACUCUGUGAAUCUAUGCAUAGCAAGAAAAUCAGUUGGAGCUCCUUUAAAAAUAGAUAUUGUACUUGCCACUAAGCCUUACCUGGAGAUUAUCAUAGCAAAAGCAUGCAUGUCGAUUAUUUGAUAUUUUCUUCUUUGAGUUAAUUUUACUAUGAUGUAUGACAGAGUAAUUACUAUUAUAUUAAUACUAAUUGCUCUUUUUGGUUUAGGAGUUUUUUUCAGAAACAUUUACCUCAGCAAUUUCUAGGUUGUUGUCAACUUCAGUGACCUCCUGGAAGUCAUUUGUAGUGUUAAAGACACUUAGAUUUACUAAACAUAAAACUGUUCUUCAUUUUUCUCCUUCCGCUUCCUCUCUUCCAUCUGCUGCAUUUUUGUGUAACUGUUCCCAUGAAUUUGAAACAUUGCCCAGGAGGCAGGAUUUCAUUAGCCAAACAAAAUCCUAGUUAGAUCCUAUUUACCAAGCAUCUUUGCCAAGCUGCAUUGUGAAUUAGAGGGCUAUUAAAGAAGGUUAAAUGUGUCUUUUUCAUUUGAGACCAUUUUAUUUAUGUUUAGACAGUGGGGAAAUAGGUUUCCCUACCCCUUAGACUGAAGAAGCCAAUAAGUGUUCAUUCACACAGAUGAUAUACAGUGUAUUUUUUUCUACAGAAGAGAAAGCACUUUAUUUCUGCCAGAAGGCUACAGUACAAACAUGGAGUAGAUUUUUUUCAUAUAUUUAACCAUCUGUUGACUUUACCAGAAGUCUAUAUCGAGAAGGACUAUGGGUGUCCAAAAUUUAUUGUCUUGUUUUGCUUACAUGGUAGAAGUAAAUGGAACCAGGUGACUUUAUAAAACCUGUCAGGAGUGUGGAUUCAGUAAAAGUAUUGUACACUCCAGUAUUUUGUUGCAGAUGAGGCUGAAGUGGUAAAAUAUCCUUGUUUAUCAGGAUUUCCUUUUUCUGCAAUGCAAUUUCCUGAUGAACAAAAACAAGUGCAUCCAUAAUCAUAAUCUUUUUAAUCCGGCAAUGAGUCAAAAAAUUAGUCAAAUACUUGCUAUUAAGUCAUAAUGGUCACCUCAGUGCAUAAAAAUGGACAAUGAUCACAAACUGUAUUAUGAUAGUACAAUUGAUCUGCUAUUUUAAAAAAUCCUCAUCAAAUUUAGAUUUUCUGGGGUGAGGAGGUUCACUGACAUCUGAGCAAAUGUGACUCCAUCUGUAUAUAGCUUUCAUAAUCAUGGCCAGUGGGGCAUAUGUCUGUCAUUGGAGAUUUUUAAGAGCAGGUUAGCCAAACACCUGUCCAGGAUGGUCUAGAGAAGACUUAGUCCUUCCUUGGCUGGGGAUUGGACUAGUAGACCUCUUAAGGUCUCUUCCAGUCCUACAAUUCUAUAAUAUUAGGAUCAUGGAGUUAUGCUCGGAUAUUAAUGG